CUAGUGUGGAUAUGGACAUAAAACUCGCUGAAGCCUUUACAGCAUCAAGCCCGGGAUACCAGCGGUGGUAUACAUGACCCUUAGGAAUCCUAAACCACUCCUGAAAUCUAUCCGUCAAAACACAGCUCCACCCAAACAACCUUCAACUAUGUUUUUUGUCAUGUCAGAUCUAAGUGAGGAUGAAUCCAGGCUUCCUCAAAGUAAACAGCCGCGCCUUCUCAUUCUCAAGAAUAAACCCGCUCCUGACAGUGCUUUAAUCAUCCGGUGUCAACAGUCACCUCCUUCCAGAAAACAUCAUUUGUAGAUAUACUUUGUAGUAAUAGGCUUCAG
This is a messenger RNA of Linderina pennispora, 330 nucleotides long. RefSeq lists its product as uncharacterized. The transcript has a single exon. The record is from RefSeq and is a predicted model, not a curated record. Lineage: Eukaryota; Fungi; Kickxellomycota; Kickxellomycetes; Kickxellales; Kickxellaceae. Bases 74 to 304 code for a protein of 76 amino acids.